Fusarium redolens is the source of this 1617-nucleotide messenger RNA. RefSeq lists its product as uncharacterized. The transcript has a single exon. The record is from RefSeq and is a predicted model, not a curated record. Lineage: Eukaryota; Fungi; Ascomycota; Sordariomycetes; Hypocreales; Nectriaceae. Bases 1094 to 1414 code for a protein of 106 amino acids.
CAUCGCUCGCUUGGAUCGCCCUAAACGUACUGAUCCUCCUCUUACACGCCGACAAGUGUGACAAGGGUAUGCUAUACGAAUCGUGCAUGAAGCUAAGCCCCGACUUUAUCAACGACAAUCCAUACCUACACCUUGAAACAUCAACUUCCUCCACAAACUUGACUUACUUUUCAACUCGGCAUCAUGAUAAUGUCCGCUUCCCGGUCUCGAAGGUGAUCCAUUGAGGGGUUUACUCAACUCUUUGAACGGUUCUGUGUGUUCCGGAAGCUCAAGAGGGCUACAUCGUAGCGUCUAAGCCAUCUUCAUCCUUGUCAAAUGUUCCUGUGCCGUCAAACCUCGGCGUGAUAUUCUCAUGAUGUGGCUCUUUGUGGACGUCCUGAUAGGUCUUUCGUCUCGUCUCAGCCCAACAACUUGGUCAUUCGUGCUCCGAAUUGCUCCUUGACGCUAUACGUUUACCCUGACGGACCAAGAAUCCUUGGUUUAGUUCUCCCACCUUAGACGAGACCUGCAUCUAUCCCGAUGCAACUGGGUUCCCUGAACUUGAUUCUAUCUCUACCGAGGACAUAGGAUCAGUCACAAAGUGUUUGACACACUGUAAGAGUCUGAUACUGGCUCCAUAUUGCUGAGAUGUGCUUUGAUUCUUUCUUCCCAGUCUUGAUCCCUGCCAACUCGGGCCUACUCUCAAGCCUUUGUUCGACCCAAGGAGAGGUCUUCAAGAGGUCACGCAGACUUGGUAGAAGUACCUUUCCUUCUUUUCAAGUACUCACCACUCUUCGUCCGACUGAUACCACGAUUAUCCCACCUCCCUCUUUCUGUCUCGUCCGCUAACUCUGUCGGUACAUUCGCCCGUUCGUUUUGCUCACACCAGUCAUCUUGUUAUCAGUUGUUCUAUGCCCUUCCCAAGUAUCCGUACAUGGCUGUACUUUUGUGAACACAGUCGAGACUAUCUGAGUGAAGUACACUAAUAAAUAUAUUUGUGACUAAUGAUCACUAUAGCUCCUGUACUUUUACUCUAUUUGCCUCAACUCCACACUCCCCUUUCGUGGACGUUGUAUCUGUAUUGCUGAAUGAUACAUUAGUGUAUUUCUCUCAGAUGCCGCUCGGAUUCGUUUGUUUGCUGUCCUUAUUUAAGUUGCAGGCGUUGCUAUUUGUAAAAAUAAAAAAGAGCUCUCUUGGUUACUAUGGUACAACUCACCACAUCAGCUGGAGCCAGGGCUUGCCAACCGAAACCCUUGCAUAUCAUUUCCCACUCCUGGAACCGACAUUUCCCAUCGCUGGAUGUAUUCGUGACGGAUCAACCCCGACCUGGACUUCCUCAAUAUCGCCUUCAUCCAUCACUGCCCCCCCUUCAGAUCACUCUCAUAGUAGCCUUGAUCUGUCAAAUGACAGGAAAGCUCAGGUUCCAGGUCGCUAGUCGUCUCUUCAUUCUCCGUUACUGAAGCCUACGUGCGUUUUUGCGUGAGCUAUAUGCAGCAUCCUAUCGCAAGGGGCUGUGAACCUACCAGGGCUACUCAUGUCAAGUCGCCACUAGGGGCUUUUAUUGGAAUACAGAAUCGAGAUGCGAACAUUCUAUCAAUCACUCAAGUGACUAGAGUACUUCGGUAGCAAUAGCACGGC